This is a messenger RNA of Pocillopora meandrina, 1078 nucleotides long. Lineage: Eukaryota; Metazoa; Cnidaria; Anthozoa; Scleractinia; Pocilloporidae. The record is from the annotation of a GenBank genome assembly.
AUGAUUUUGAGAUCGCAGCCAGGAUGGAGAAUUUGCGCGGUGGGGACUGGGACGAGACACAAAAUGGUGCCCAUCGUGUUCGAAAUUUGCAACUAAAUACAGGAAUUUCACCGACCUGUGAUUGAAGUUAAAAAUAGCAUUAGUCACGCUGUUGAGCUCAAGAGAGUUGCUGAUCACGUUGGCAUUUGUGGACGAAAAUUAUGUUAGCAUUAAAAAUCUUUCCUUUUUUCAAAUCAAAUAAACACAAGCUUUGAUAUCAUCGCUGGAAGAUAAAUUUUCGGGUCAAAUCUACUUCGGUAAAGGGGUAAAUUUAUGGCGUGGAUUUGCUACCUACCGUUUUUUAAUCAUCGUCGAAAAUUCACCACUGAAACAGCAAUAAUAUUUGUUUUUGCUUCAGUAUCGAGCAGUUUUCGUUCGUUAAUUGACUCGCUGUGUAAUAUGUUCUAUUUGCAAACGUUUCGCUCUUGGUGCAAUUCCUUUCUGUAACGCAAGUCUUAAAUACAGGAAUUGCACCGGCCCGAUUGGUCAACUUCCAGCGGUGAAAAAGGAAAAAGCCGAACGCGAUGAUCUUUCUUCCUUCAGUCCAAAGCCUUUGAUCUUCACUAGCGAAGUUAUUUCGCCCACAGCUCCCGUUCUGAACGCGCUUUCGAGCCGGUGCUUUUCCUGCCUUUAACGCUUCCCAUAAUUAAAUACAGGAAUUGCACCGAAAAAGGACAAGGACAUUCCAAUAUUUGUCUUACCUCUGUGUUUCCUGCUCUUAAUUUGAGUGAAUGUAUAAGGCCUCUAAACAGCGGUAUCUCAUAGUUACGUCAUGUAACCGACACCAAAGUCAAAUAUUUAAACGUUAGGUAGCAAAUCCACGUCAUAAAUUUACCCCUUGAUCCACAGGUCUCUUGAGCUCAACAGCGUGACUAAUGCUAUUUUUAAUUUCCAAUCACAGAUCGGUGCAAUUCUUGUAUUUAGCUGCAAGUGUGUUCGAAGGUUGCACUCGACAUCAAGCUUGUUUUCGGUUGUUUUUCUGUGUUUGAUAUUGCCAACACAGGAAUUCAUACUUGAAAAGAGUGCAAAAAUUGUUAGA